CGAAGUCCUUCAAAAUUCGAUAUUGUGAGAUAAAGUAGAAAAAAAAAGAAGGGAUAACCCAGCGCACCAAAAAAGAAAAGAAAAAAAGACACGAGCAAGUCCCUCUCACCUAGGAAAGGUAGAGAAAUAUCACGCAUCAGACAACAGAGAGAAACCAACGAAAUCCAGAACCCCUUUCCUGCAAACAUGGCCGAAGCAAUAGGCACAGCAAUAGGCGUGGUAGGCUUCCUCGGUCAACUCUUCGACGGCUGCGUCAAGGCAUACGGCUACUUCUCCGCGGCGGCCAACCUCGACGCCGACUCGCAGCGGCUGCUGUGCAAGGUGCGCAUCGAGGAGAUGCGCCUCGUCGUCUGGGGUCGCGGGUGGGGCGUCGCCGAGGGCCGGCUGGAGGCGCACCUGAACGGGUUCAGUCGCGAGGCAGGUGAUCCAAGGAUGGCCGGGUUGGCCGAGGGGAUCAUGAGGGAGUUGCACGCUACUGUUACGGACUUUGGGAAGUUGAGGGAGAGGUAUGGGUUUGUGGAGGAUGGUGGUGGUCCUGAUGGAGGGACCGGGAAGUUGGGUGGUGGUGGUGGUGUUGAUGGUGAAAAGGGAGGGGAGGGGAAGAGGAGAGAUUGGAGGAAGGAGAUCUCGAGGAGGGCGAAGUGGGUUAUUGCUGACAAAGAGAAGUUCACAACCUUGUUAACAGACUUGAAAUACUUCAACGACGGCCUAGAACAACUCUUCCCACCACGCCUCCUCCCCUCCCUCCACCGCUCCUGGCGCCACUCCCUCCUCGACUCGGCCCGCCGCGACGUAGCCCAGCUCGCCCUCCUCGAGUCCUCCUCCGCAGACUCCUACCCGCAGCUCACCGCCUCCGCCAACCUGAAAAAGCUACGCAUCAACCUCGACGCCGAGCCCCAGGCCUCCUUCCGCCCGACCUUCGCCUUCCGCAUCCCCCGUACGGACCUCGAUCUGAGCUCCUCGCCAACAACCACGCCGUUACUCUCACCACCGUUACCAACAUCCCCAACCCCGGGGGCCAAACGCCGCAACUCCUCCACCGCGAAGCCAGCCCCCUCACCCUCCUCAUCCUCCCUGAACCUCCUCUCCCUGACAUCAACAUCAACGACAAACACAACCCGCACCCACGCAACGCACACAACCCACGGCCCAGUCCUCGUAGAAUGGGUAGAAUACGACCCCUCCUCGCCCGACGAACGCUUCCUCCAUCUCCGCCGCCUCGAUGACCUCGCCCGCAUGAUGCACUCGGCCUCCUCCAACCACCCGGACCUACACACGAUAGACUGCGUAGGCUACACCGACGACGCGAACAACGCCCGCUACGGCCUCGUCUACCGCUGUCCCUUGCUCACUCAACCAUCCUUGCCUUCGGACUCCCUGCCUAUCACAAAGACCAAGACCAAGACCAAGGCCGACACCGUAGCAGCAGCAGCAGCAGCAGCAGAAUCACCACAGCCACAACCAGCAACAUCCCACUCAACGCUCCACACUCUAAUCUCCUCCCCAGACCUGAAAACGCCAGACCUAGGCGACCGCAUAACCCUCGCGUCAACCCUCGCCUGCGCCCUCUGGUCCCUCCACUCCCUAGACUGGCUCCACAAGUCCCUAUGCAGCGCAAACAUCCUCUUCUUCCCUUCCGCCGCCUCCCUCGCCGCAAUUCGCGCUACGACCGUCUCCGCCGCCGUCGUCCCGGACAUCGGGUCCCCGUACCUAGUCGGCUUCGAUGCCUCACGUCCAGACUUUGACGCCGAGAUGAGCGUCAACCCGCGGAACCCCAGCAUCCUCGAUCUCCACAGAGAUCCCCGAUCGCUGGGCACUGGUCUCGGGAGGAAGCAGUACUGCAAGGGCUACGACGUGUACAGCCUAGGGCUUGUAUUGUUGGAAAUUGGGCUGUGGAAGGUGCUGCAGACAUACUACAAGCCGCAUUACUCGGCGGAGAAGUGGAGGGAUAGGGUCAUCCUGCCAGUCUUGGUUCCAGGACUGGGGAGCAAGACCGGAAAGCUGUACAAGCAGGUGGUUAAAAGGUGUCUGACGGCCAAUGAUGACAUGUCCAGCAGUGAGGCUGGGCAACUCAUGGAAUGGGUGGUCACAACGUUGGAAAGUAUACGCACAUAGGACCCUAGAUAUUCACUACGACAUCAGCAAAAAAUAGCUCGUAUGGCCCAACAGUGUCAGGACACAAGAGGAGGAGGAACACGAGGCCGGUGCCUCGGUUGUCAUGCAUUCUUUGAUAGCAACUUGUAGUGUGUGAAGAGUGUCGAAGGAUGGUGAUCCACAAGCAAAGGUGAUACGCCCCCCUCCGUUUCCCAAAUCAGCAAAAGGAAAGAAAAAAAUGAUAUAAAACAACACCGCCGAGGACUGCCAAGUUGUUGACUGACUUCAUCCACGGACGGCUCAAUCCGGUUUCCUGUCCCCUAAUCGCCCCUGCCAUCGCACAAGAUUCAUAUCAGGUCGUGAUACUCUCCAGGAGAGGUUGAGUGAGUUUUCGGGCGUUUGCCAAGCCAAAACCAGCGAACAAGAAAAGUUGCGCGUGUCUCUGCACCGUAAGAACCCCCGACCAGAACAAGGCUUGAAUUUUUU
Messenger RNA from Colletotrichum acutatum, 2580 nucleotides. RefSeq names its product prion-inhibition and propagation-domain-containing protein. The record is from RefSeq and is a predicted model, not a curated record. NCBI's taxonomy places the organism in Eukaryota, Fungi, Ascomycota, Sordariomycetes, Glomerellales, Glomerellaceae. The transcript has 3 exons. Bases 187 to 2115 code for a protein of 642 amino acids.